UUGCGGCUGUCGGGAGCGCGCACGUCCCGAAGCCCGCGCCCUUUGGCCAUCGCAGAGGCCGCUCCCGCGCAGGUCUGUCGGUCGCGUUUACGCGACCCCGAGUCUGCGGGAACCCUGAAAAAUCCCACCCAUGUGGAAGUUGCUACCCAUCGCGGGCCCGGCCCGAGAACCAUACAGACUUUUGACUGGUGUUGAGUAUGUUGUUGGAAGAAAAAACAGCAGCAUUCUAAUUGAAGAUGACAAAUCCAUCAGUCGAGACCACGCUGUGUUAACUGCUAAUUUUUCUAUAACCAACCUGAGUCAAACAGACGAAAUACCUAUAUUGACAAUUAAAGAUAAUUCUAAAUAUGGUACCUUUGUUAAUGAGGAGAAAAUGCAGACUGCAACUUCCCUAACUUUGAAGACAGGGAAUAGAGUUACUUUUGGAGUCUUUGAAAGUAAAUUCAGAGUAGAGUACGAGCCUUUGGUUGCUUGCUCCUCUUGCUUAGAUGCCUCUAGGAAAGCUUCUUUGAAUGAAGCUAUAUUACAACUUGGAGGACAUACUAUAAACAGCUGGACAGAAGAAUGUACUCACCUUGUCAUGGUGUCAGUUAAAGUUACUAUUAAAACAAUAUGUGCACUCUUAUGUGGAUGUCCAAUAGUGAAACCAGAAUAUUUUGCUGAAUUUGUGAAAGCAGUUCAGUCUAAGAAAGAACCUCCACAAAUUGAAAAUUUUAUCCCACCUAUUGAUGAGCCAGCUAUUGGAAGUAAAAUUGAUCUAUCAAGAAGAGAGGAAAGAAAACAAAUCUUCAAAGGGAAAACAUUUGUAUUUUUAAAUGCCAAACAGCAUAAAAAAUUAAGUUCAGCAGUUGUUUUUGGAGGAGGAAGUGCUAGAUUGAUAACAGAAGAGAAUGAAGAAGCUGAUAGUUUCUUUUCCACACCUGGAACUUGUGUUGUUGAUGUAGGAAUAACAAAUUCACAGACCUUAGUUCCUGACUCCCAGAAAAAAUGGGUUAAUUCAAUUAUGGAUAUGCUUCAAAGGCAGGGUUUGAGGCCUAUUCCUGAAGCAGAAAUUGGAUUGGCAGUUAUUUUUAUGACAACAGAGAAUUACUGUGAUCCUCAGGCCCAGCCCAGCAUAGAAUUGAAGACAGCCACUCCAAGGCCUACCCUUUCUCAGAGCUCAUCCGUCAGUGACAAAUUAAUGCCAAGUAUCCCAGUGAACACUACAACAUAUGUUCCUGACACAGAAUCAAAGCAAGUAGAUACAUGUAUGGAUUUCAGUGAAAAACUGAAAGAAAUACAAAGCUCCAGAAUAGAACAGAAAUUCAGAAUGUCUUCACAGGAAACCUCUACUACAAAGGAAUCUGCCAAAAUAAACUCCAAUAAUGAUAAUAUAUCAAAUACUAUGAUUAAGACAAAAAUCGCAGACUAUCAGCUUUCACCAACUAAGUUCUUAGGUGUAAAUAAAAGUAGAGAUUGGGCGUCUCAUCAGCAGCAGACUAACUCGAUCAAAAAUUAUUUUCAGCCAGCUACAAAGAAAAGCAAGAGAAUGGAAUUGGGAAGAAAUAUGGUCUCAAGAAAGAAUCACUACAGUCAAGUAAAGAAGAAUUAACUAACAAUGACACAUUCCAGGAGGUUGGUGAAAUGCUUCCAAGGAAGUUGUUACUGACUGAAUUUAGAUCUCUGGUUAUUGAUAACUCUAAUUCCAGAAGUAUAUCCAAUGUAAAUAAUGAUUAUGGUCAACUAAAGAAUU
Messenger RNA from Erinaceus europaeus (western European hedgehog), 1732 nucleotides. It is a transcript of the gene NBN, whose product is annotated as nibrin. The coding region runs from base 131 to 1591 and encodes 486 amino acids. The record is from RefSeq and is a predicted model, not a curated record. The transcript has 12 exons. Gene Ontology annotation, molecular function: damaged DNA binding; protein binding. Gene Ontology annotation, cellular component: Mre11 complex; nucleus. Lineage: Eukaryota; Metazoa; Chordata; Mammalia; Eulipotyphla; Erinaceidae. Gene Ontology annotation, biological process: double-strand break repair via homologous recombination; telomere maintenance; mitotic G2 DNA damage checkpoint signaling.